UGGGGCUCGUAGUGCUCGCUGCCCGCCCCUCAGCCCGGAAGGGCCCGCGGGGCGGGGCGGUUGCCAGGAGGCGGCAGCGCGGCGCGGAGUGCCGGGGAGGCGAGCGGGGCGCGCCGGGGGCUUCCGAGCUCCGCGCAGCUUAGUCACAUGAAGAUGGAGGACUAUGAAAACUUUUGUAAGAAGCAUUUUUCUAGAAUCCAAGAAGAGGCAAUAAAAAGAGAAGCCCCUUUCAGUGUUCCGCACAAAAAUAUCUCGCUCAUCCAGUUCCACGGGGUUCCUGUGCUUUCCCCUCUGCUUAGCCUUGAAAAGAAAAAGGAAAUACAGCAAGACAAACAAAAAGCACUGGACUUAGAGAUCUGGAGACAGAACUCCAAGAAAAGAGCUUUAUUGAAUCGUGUUCAGGAGAUUCUAGAAAAUGUUCAGAUCAGGAAAACAUGUAGUGUGAGUGACUUGAACAUGUGGGAGGCUGACAAUACUUGCCCUGAUUCAGAAUCAAAAGCCUUGACUGACUUUACACCUCCGUCAGAUGUCAAUUUGUUGUGUUCUCCUAAAAGGCGUGGUUCCACAGAGCUUGAAAAGACAUCAGAAAUAAUGCCAUCGAAUGGCACUGGGCAGGUGACAUCAAGUGUGACAGAAAUAGUUAAAGCUGUGGAAGAAAAUGUUUCUUCAAAGCAAAGUGAGAGUCACUUCCCAAAAGACAUACCUUGUCCAAAGACUGUGACUUCUGACAACACAAACAAUAAACUUGCUUCACAGGCUUUGCAAAACUCGGAGAGGCCAGAAGUGCCGCUGUCUGAUGAGGAGGUCCAAGAUCCCUAUGCAAUGAGUCUUCAGAACCUUCUGAAAAAAUCUAGGGAGUACAUAGAGAAAGAACAAACCAGACGUAGCUCAAGAAGUAAUUCAAAAAGGUGUAUGAAUGAAAGUCAUUCAGAUAAAGAAAAUGAUGCGGUUAAAACAACUGACUCUGUGAAAGAGAGAGCAAAGCUUACAGGCAGAAGUUGCGCUGCUGCGACACUUGAUAAACCUAGUCUUAAUAAAUCAAAUACAAUUCUCCAAGGUGCCUCUACUCACACAAGUAACACAAGUACACCAACUUUAUCCAGUUUUUCUAAAGUGGAUAUACCUAUGAGAGUUGGAACACCCCCACUGGUGGAUUCAGAUUCAGAUGAAGAAUUUAAAAACACUUCUACGUUUGAUCGUGACAGUAGCAUUAUCAGGAGCCUCACAGGCUCUUAUGCCAAAUUGCCAAGCCCUGAGCCAAGCAUGAGCCCUAAAAUGCACCGAAGGCGCCCAAGACCGUUAUCAAUGGGACACAUAGUUAUAAAUAACCCUGUGAAUGCUUACGAGUUAAGCCCUAAAGGCAAGGGUAGAGCAAUGGACUUGAUUUUGCAAGAUAUUGCUGAUAAAAAUAAUGUGUCUGAAUCAGUGCCAAAGUUAAUGGUGGAUUUUGCUGUGGUUUGCCCUGGCAAAGUUCCUGGUGUCCAUAGGAAUUCUUUAGACACCUGUGAUGGGUUGGUGGUUGGCAGAUCAAGUCGACAUUCCUUUGGACACUUGGAGAGCAAAGGCACGUUGUCUGCUACGGUGGAAGGACAGGUAGUGUUGGAUGGCAGAGGACAAUAUAAACUGGAGACUAGUACUAAUAUUGUAGGUCCAAAAUUGCAUGAGCCAUUUGCAGUCAGCCAGUCCAUGGUAACUCAGAAGAUCUUAGCUGUGAAUGAAACCAAACCACCUGGUUUGCUAGAACAUGCUAAAUGUAAUUCUCCAGUAGAACUCAAUAAAUCUUAUGAUGUAGAAAAUCCAUCUCCGCUACUAAUGCAAAGCAAGAAUAAGCGACAGCAGAUAGAUACUCCAAAUGUUUCCCCAGCAAAUGAACAGUUUCUAGAAAAUGGUUUUGAAAAGGUAAAACGUAGACUGGAUUUGGAUGCCGACAGCUCCCAGAAGGAAAACAAUCCCUAUGUUUUAGCAGUUGGAACGGAAGAACAGGAGAAGCAGUGGUUGCAAGAACAAAAAUACCCUGUGGGAUCAGUUUACGUUGCCAAAAAUGCAGUCUCUGAUAGUACAGCAAAAGAAGAGAUUUUAAAAACAAAAAUGUUGGCCUUUGAAGAAAUGAGGAAGAGACUUGAAGAGCAGCAUGCACAGCAACUGUCAAUUCUGAUAGCCGAACAAGAGAGAGAACAGGAGAAAUUGCAGAAGGAAUUAGAAGAGCAGGAGAGAAAGCUGAAAGGAAAGAAAAUUGCUACAACAGAAAUAGAAAUCUCCAAAGUGAAUAUUAACAGUAGGAUGGAGUUGGAGUGGAGAAAAAAAAGCGAAAGUGGCUUGCUGGAAAGUAUGCAGUCUCAGAUGGAGGCAGUCCAUAAUGCAAACUCUACCAGCAUUGGUUUUGCUCAUACUACACCAAACGCCUUUGCUUCAACAAGUGAAACUUCAUUCUUUCUCUGGGGCCCGUCAGGAAGUGGAGUUAUAAAAACCUCAGUAUCCAGGCCAAGUAACAGGAUCAAAACUAAGUGGACUCAGGUUUUCAGUCCAGACAUACAAAUAAAGUUCAGUAAGAUCACUGCAGUGGCAAAGGGAUUUCUCACUCGUAGACUCAUGCAGACAGAAAAAUUGAAAUAUCUUAAGCAAACUGUAAAGGAUACUAUGGAGUUCAUAAAAAAUUUUCAGUCAGAAGCCCCAUUAAAAAGAGGAAGUGUUUCGGCACAAGAUGCAUCCCUCCAUGAACGAGUAAUGGCUCAGCUGCGAGCUGCUCUUUAUGAUAUCCAUGACAUUUUUUUUAUAAUGGAGGCAUCUGAAAGAAUGAAUAUUCUGCGUCAUGAUCGCGAAGUUCGUAAAGAGAAGAUGCUCAGGCAAAUGGAUAAAGUAAAGAGCCCGAGAGAGAGAGCAACGCUUUCAACAGCUACACAAAAAUCUCUGGAUAGGAAAAAGUAUAUGAAGGCUUCAGAAAUGGGAAUGCCAAGUAAAAAAAUAAUCAUAAAACAAAAAACUCCUGAAAGCCGAGUACUUCAGCCGAAUCAAGGACAGAAUGCCCCAGUUCACAGACUGCUUUGCAGACAAGGAACCCCUAAGACCUCAAUGAAGGGGGUUGAGCAAAAUAGAAAGAAGGCCUCAGAAAGCAGAGUGUCUAACAAGGCUGUUUCAGGAGCAUAUGCAGGAAGAACCCAAAGAAAGAAGCCAAAUGUUGUGACAAUUUAAGACGACAGCACUCACUGGGAUAAAAAGGCUCCUUUUUAAUGAUGGCAUUCUCAGCAUUGAUUAAAAUAUUGCAUCUCCUAUACAUAUUUAUAUAUAUAUAUAUAUAUAUAAAAAUGACAAGCAUACACUUUAUUUAACGGGUCCAGCUGCCGACAUGUUAAUACAAUCAUAUUGAAAUAAUGAAGGACCACAAAGUUCUAAUACUUGUGAAAAAUUGCAUGUUAAAACCUAUUAUGUAUUCAUACUGCUGUGCACACAUAAGAUUCAUAAUGUUAUGCUAUUUAAAGAAGACCAUAGGGCAGCAUUAAGUUAAUUUAUGACUUCUUUACACUUCUCUAAUUCUUCUAUCUGUCAUGUGCUUUUUAUAUUACUUAAAAUUGCAAUUUCUGUAUAUGGCUGCCACCAUAAAUAAGGGCUGUGUGUGUAUAUUUAGUUUUAUACCAUAAAAUAAGAGCAGUUAAAUAAGGGAAAAAAAUAAUUUCAACAAAACAGAGCUCUUCCAUCAGUGAAUUUGUAAGCAGCCUUUCUGAAUGUACUUUAUACAUGUAUGUGCUUACCUCAAUUCAAUUACUAAUUGCCUACAUUUGUUGUGUAUUUCUGCUGAUUUGGACAGACAUGGACCAAAUUAACUGCUGGACAGACAGAUGUACUUUUGAUGACUGUACUGAAGUUGCACAUUUAUACGUGUGGUAGAUCAAAACACUGUGCCAGAAGAAGCCUAGGAUGUUUUUUUUCCUUGCUGUCUACUGCAUUUUCUUAUGGAAAUAAUUUUUGGCCAAGAUGAAGAGAGAAGCAUAAAUUCAACCAAAGUUUAAGAAGGCAAGAUUUCAGUGGUUUUACCACUUCAGAUUUGUAAAUGAUUUGUCCAUAGUAAUAAUUCACAUAUGUGAUGUUUUGUUCAUGACAGUCACAAUUUUUCUGAACAGUUUCUUUUCUGUUGUGAACUAACAGGCCAGAAAUCAUGUUUCCUGGUUUCAGGAUAAAAGCAAAAAACAAAACCCAACGAAAAUACACUUGCAUUUCCAAAAGUCUAACAUUAAAAGAUCAUGCUCAUAUUUUGCCUUGGUCUUUCUACUCAUAGAUAUAAACCUUCAAUUUGAGGGGAGCAGAAUUCUGUAACUCCUAUCUUUUAAUGAACUCCUACAGACAGGCUGUUAACAUUUGAAGUCAAGUAGAGAAAAGCUCGGCUGUGUAAGUCUUUGCAGUGCUUACUGCUUUGCUCUGUAACAGUAGUACUAGAGAAAGGAUUGCCUAAAUGUGAAAUAGGUUGUAUUUUGUUGUUUUUCCACUAUAAAUACAGCAUGACACCCUAACUUCAGAGGCUUUGUAACAUGUUGACACUGGUGUAAGAGAAAUGAGACUGACCAAAAAUUUCAUUGUGUUAAAUAAUCUGAACACCAAAGAGGAACAUUAACGGUAGGAUGAAGGCAGUAUCUUCAGGGGAAGCAAUGGAUAAAUGGGCUUGCUUGCGCAACUAUUUCUGAUGUUCAUCUACAAAUAAGUCUGUCCCCUGUGGCUUGUUACAUUGUUAAAAACAAAUGUUUCAUACUAUGCAGUAUGUUACCUGAAUUGUGUACUUGGAAAAAGGCAAAAAUACCACUUAACCAGCUUGAAGAUUGACGCUGCUCAGCGGCUCUUUACUGUGGCUUUUUUUGAAGGCUUUCGGGUGGCUCACCCAGUGGUGUAAAUCAAGAAUUUACACCAGUGGAGGACCUGCCUCCUUCAUUUAAAUGCUGUGGUUCUUUAAAAUUUCCACCGUAAUACAGAAGAUGUCUGAGACGAGCAUCCUGCUUUCCUGUAGUCAUCAAAGGUCUCAGAGUCCUCGACUUUCCUUUGUUUGGAUACUCUAGAAAUGUAAGUAGAAAACAUUUCAAGAGGAAAAAAGUAAAAAUGACAAGUAUAACCUGUUCUCUCAGAGUGCAAUUUAGUUUGCUGUUGGUAUAUCAUUGUUAACGAUUGAUGUUUUUAAAAGAUGCUUUAUGUGCUGUAUUGAUUAUUAGCAUAGGUAAUAUGUUGAUGUAAAAGUAGGUUUAGUUUAAAUGUUAGUAAAAAUGAAUGCUUACCUUCUGUUCAGGUUUGUCAUCUAAACCUCUUUACUUCAUGAAUGUUUCCAGUGUGUAUAGUAAAACAUUGUAGCUUUUUUUUUUUUUUUUUUUUUAAGUUUUAUGCGGCCUUUUUCUUGACAAGUGCCAGAAUGUGUUUUUGUACUUGAUAUGUUUUGUAUUUAUACAUAUUUAAUUUUAACUCACUUCUUUUGUGUGGAGUGUAAUAUCAUUAUAAAAGUGUAUUUAUUUUUGUACUUUAUUUCAUUUUCACCACUCUUGCAUUUUACAUAAAUAUACUACAUAAUAAACUUUUAAUCUUAAAAAAGA
This is a messenger RNA of Dromaius novaehollandiae (emu), 5561 nucleotides long. It is a transcript of the gene CCP110, whose product is annotated as centriolar coiled-coil protein 110. Lineage: Eukaryota; Metazoa; Chordata; Aves; Casuariiformes; Dromaiidae. Gene Ontology annotation, biological process: ciliary basal body organization; negative regulation of centriole elongation; centriole replication. Gene Ontology annotation, cellular component: centriole. The record is from RefSeq and is a predicted model, not a curated record. Bases 148 to 3189 code for a protein of 1013 amino acids. The transcript is spliced from 15 exons.